UGUCUGCUCUCAAACUUUGCAGGGAUCAUUUCUGGCUUCUCUUGGGGGCGUUUCAAAAGGCUGGGAAAGGCAGUUUUGCCGGCUGGAUUGGGAUUCAGCAUAAACUGUCUUGAAACUUUUAAGGUGGAGAUUUCUUCAUACUGAUUGAGGAGGUAAACCUCACCUCAGCUGCAGUUUGUGGUUAACAGAGAAUCUGUAGGAGGGGAGAUACCAUUCAUAAUAAAGGAGGAUUAUAUUUACAAACAUUAACUGGUGGCAUGGUUGUCUUGCUGGCGUGGGACAGAGACAGACAGCAAUGGAAUGAAUGUUAUUUCAGCUCCCCUUGCAGGAAUAUACUACUGUGUUUAAAUAUACUGUAAAAGAGCAUUGAAGAAACAUUCAGGUACUGUUAAUCUUACAAUAAAAGAAAUGAAGCUGGAAGACUAAACUGACAGACUUUUCAAGAUGGCAUGAUGGAUAAUAUAAACAGUUCUAUUCACGCUGAUCAAAAUGGAUUCGUUAACAGAGUGUUUAAUGCUUCCUUAGACUUAGAGAACUCAAAAGGCACAAUGAAAAUCAGUGAUGUGGACCUCUGUGACCCAAAGGAUGUGGGUCAGGGCCUUGGCAAGGAGAAAAGUCAAUUUCAAAAGAAACCUAAUAACUCUGGGAUUUGGAGGAUCCUCAGCAGGAGGAAGACAACAUCUGGUUAUGAAAAAAGGCCCCAUUCCAUGAUUCUUCCAGGGGAGUCCUCAGUCCCCAAAUUAUCAUUUGUGGACAAAGUGAGAUUCUUCAAAAAGCUGAGGUCUACCUCAAGGAGCAGAGGAAACAGACACUCGGAAGCCUCAACAAUCAACAAUGUUCUGAAAGUGGAGGGAGACCCAGAACAGCUGCAUAGCUGGGACUUCUCAUGUGAGAUUUAUUCCAAUAGACAUUUGACCAGACACAAAGCUUUUCGGCACUCUUAUGGAGGCCACAUCAGGGACAUGGACUGUUCAUUUGAAGAUGUAGAUUUAACCAGCCCUUCUGAAAAUGCUAUCAAUGAGAACAACUGGCUCAGGGAAAUUUGCAGACAGCAAAAUGGCAGUGGGAACAUGGACAGAAUAUCCAAUGGGAAGAGAACUCCCCCCGUUUUCUUGAACAGUAACAGUUCAGUAGUUUGUCAAGAGCAUGUCCUUAGGGAUUGCCCAAAGACCCCGCAGGGAGGAAGACGGGCCAAUGGUGCAGACGUCUGGAGCUACUUGAAGAACAUUUCUUUCAUGGGGAAAGUGAACUCCGGCAUGGCGGAACAAAGUAUUGAUUCUGAAUUCCACACCUUGGACAAAACCAUUGAUUCAGACUGCGCCUCCAGCGACGAUGGAGAUCCCAACCCCCCACCCAAAAAGAACAGCAAGAGCAAAGGAAGUCAUUUCGGUGGGCUGUUCAGGUUUUUUAGCAGUAUAACACAAACAGCAAGGAGAUGGAGGAGCUCUGCCAGGUCCUCCACACAACCUGCGCAGUCCCCUCUGGGAACCCCCUGCGUACCGAGAUCGGGACUCUCAGCUCAUGGCUUGUCUUUACACUUAGGGAACGAACAUCAGCCCUUGCCACCAAUGGUCAAGCCUGUUCUGCCUUCAGACUCUGGGCUAUGUGACCCCCUAACUCCGGCAACGUUAUCAGGAGCCAAGUCCCCUCAAGUAGCUGUAAAAUCAAGGUCCAGUGAAGAUUCGCUGAGCCCCAAUGGUUACUCUCCUAAAAUGACAUGCAAACCUGAAGCUCUUCCAAGUGUACCUCAGGGAUCUAUCAGUACCCCAACUUACAGCAGAGACCAUUUCUCAAGUGAAGGGGGGAGUCACCUUGUGAACAGGACAAGGCUGGAUAACACCCUUCUCCAGGAUUUGCACAAUGAAGGAAAAAACACUGAAGACCAGCCUGUUUUAAAAGGGUUCUCACAUCAUAAGCAGGAGCAGCAGGGCUACAAUACUGACACAACCAGGGAACAUGGAUUACAGAAAGCAGCUGCACUCAACCACUCAGGAAGGCAGGAAGAAAAGGAUCAGGUGGAAGACACAUCUUUGGAGAAUGAAACUGAGCACUUUCAAACACCAAUGGAUAACAAUAACAGCCUAUCGGAUUGGAAGACCACUUCCCCAAAACGGAGGAAGCGGCGCCCAGCAUCAGCCUACAGCAUGAUGCUAAAUUUGCAAUGUCCAAUACCUGAAGAGGGGUCCAUUGUGACAUCACAACCCAAGCCUGCUGAGCAAGACAACUGCGUGGGCCUGCGCCUCGCAGAGCAGAACUCUCCAAACAUUCCGUCUAAGUUCCAGACAAAGAGGCCCCUUGUGAGACAGAGACCCCACUCUGUGAUAGAGGGUGCUGCCGUGGACCAUGCAGAGGUUCUACAUCCACCCAGACCUGCGUCUCGUCCUCCUGGACUCUGCCCUCAGGAGCCCCAUUCCCGUGCCGCUGCACUGCAGAGAUGUUGUUCCCUUCCCCUGUCCCAGAGCACUCCCACUGGGCUGGAUGAGAUGGGGUGGAGGGGACACACGCUACACAAACCAGCUGAGGUUCCUCUGGGUAUGGAGACCGCGAGGGUGCGUGACAGAGGCGGCGGCACAAUCAGGAGAAGACUGCUGAAGCUGGGAGCUGAGCAACUUCAAGUUAAUAAAUUGAUCAGUGGUGGUACUCUCGUUAGUGCUGAGGCAGUAUGGGAUCACGUCACCAUGGUCGACCGGGAGCUGGCAUUUAAAGCAGGAGACGUUAUCAAGGUCCUUGAUGCAUCCAAUAAGGACUGGUGGUGGGGACAGAUAGACGACGAGGAAGGAUGGUUUCCUGCCAGCUUUGUGAGGGUUGAAUCCUCCCCUCCUCAUCCACAAACAAAAUCGAAUUUCUAUGUCAACCCGUUAGCAGCCUCGAGAUAUCAAAAUACAACUUCCAAGCUAUGGGUAAACCAGGAAGAUGGUGUGGAUGCUGUAGAGGGGACCAGCGAGGUCCAGAAUGGCCACCUGGACCCCAGCAACGACUGCCUCUGCCUUGGCAGGCCGCUGCAGAACAGGGACCAGAUGAGGGCCAAUGUGAUCAAUGAGAUCAUGAGCACGGAGAGGCACUACAUCAAACACCUGAAGGACAUCUGUGAGGGUUACCUAAAGCAGUGCCGAAAGCGAAGAGACAUGUUCAGCGACGAUCAGCUAAAAGUGAUCUUCGGGAAUAUCGAAGACAUUUACAGAUUUCAGAUGGGCUUUGUACGGGAUCUGGAGAAGCAGUACAACACUGAGGAGCCUCAUCUUAGCGAAAUCGGCCCUUGCUUUCUAGAACAUCAAGAUGGCUUCUGGAUUUACUCUGAGUACUGUAAUAACCACUUGGACGCAUGCAUGGAGCUCUCCAAGCUAAUGAAAGAUGGCAGGUACCAGCAUUUCUUCGAAGCCUGCCGUCUGCUGCAGCAGAUGAUCGACAUCGCCAUCGAUGGCUUCCUCCUCACGCCCGUUCAGAAGAUCUGCAAGUACCCCCUGCAGCUGGCAGAGCUGCUCAAGUACACAGCCCAGGACCACAGUGACUACAGAUACGUGGCUGCAGGCCUGGCUGUCAUGAGAAAUGUAACCCAGCAGAUAAACGAGCGGAAGAGGAGACUGGAGAAUAUCGACAAGAUCGCGCAGUGGCAGGCCUCUGUCCUGGAAUGGGAGGGUGAUGACAUUCUGGACAGAAGCUCAGAGUUGAUCUAUACCGGGGAGAUGUCAUGGAUUUACCAGCCAUACGGAAGAAAUCAGCAGAGAGUUUUCUUUCUGUUCGACCACCAGCUGGUCCUCUGUAAAAAGGACUUGAUACGGCGGGACAUUCUCUACUACAAGGGACGCAUCGACAUGGACAGGUAUGAGGUGAUGGACGCGGAGGACAGCCGUGACGAUGACUUCCACGUCAGCAUCAAGAACGCUUUCAAACUGCACAACAAGGACACGGAAGAGAUCCACUUAUUCCUCGCAAAGAAGCUGGAGGAGAAGCUACGGUGGCUCAGAGCUUUCCACGAAGAACGCAAGAUGGUGCAAGAAGACGAGAAGAUAGGGUUUGAAAUCUCUGAGUAUCAGAAGAGACAGGCAGCUAUGACUGUGCGAAAAGUCAGCAAACAGAAAGGUGCAGGUCAAACAAGGUCUGUUCCCCCCUCCUACCCCCCUCCCCAGGACCCAAUGAAUCAGGGACAGUUCUUGGUGACUGACGGAAUGGUCCAGAUGGCCCAGUCCCAGGUAUUUGAGUUUGCAGAACCCAAACGGAGCCAGUCUCCCUUCUGGCAAAACUUCAGCAGGUUAACGCCGUUUAAAAAAUAAAAGAAGCAAGUUUUUUUUUUUUAGAAGGACAACCUUAUUUUUUUGAGAAGGACUGUACUGCAAAACAAAAACAACAAAAAAAACUGAUCAAUGACUUAAUAAAUAAAAAGGAACAAUGUGAUUUGGAAUGCUACUGAUUUCAAGAUGACUGCUAACACUACCACGGAUCCGGGAACUUGCAAAAAUCCUUGAUCGAAACACUCUUGUGUUCUGUCAAAUCCUUUUCUUUUCUUGUUGGCUGUGCCCUUCUGGGAACAGGACAACAUCAUUCUUCUUCUUCUUAGCAGGAGAACUGCGUCAACACAUAUAAACACAUAUCUAAAAAGAAAAACAAAAGAGAAAAACCAUUUCAAUGUUUGUGCCAUUCUGAGUGCGCUUUGUAGUGCACUGUGCAAUGGGUGGGCAUUUCUGUUGCUUUUCUUGUUUCUCGCUGUUUUUUGGGGAUGUCAGUAUUAUUAUGUGGCAGGUUGUUCUGGCUAAGCAAAGCAAGGUUUAGUCUGGUAAUAUUUUAUUGCAUAUUUUAAAUGUUCUGUUACUACUGAAUACUGCAUGGAUUGGUCAGUUCACAUGCAGGUAUUAUAUGUUCAAUGGUAUUCUAAUGGGUCAAGGCACCAAAUCAGCUUGCGGAUUUCUUAAUGAUAUAUAAUGCUGCCGACAGGGUAUUUUUCUUUUCGAGGACCAGAGUAACUUUUUUUUUUGUUUACAUGUUAUACAGAGAUUCCCUUUCCAAGCAAAAUAAACAGAGGAUACUUUAUAUAUGUAGCUACUGUGUAUACAUUAACCUCUGCUGGAUUCAGCUCCCUCCAGUUACAUUGUAGUUCCAUUCUGUAUUUUAUUUUUAUUAUCUACAGUAGCCCUUCUGCAGGUCACUGGCUACACAUUAUGAGAGGGACUUUGGUUUGCUUAACAGUGCUUUGCUUGCAUUAAUGAUCUUUCACUUUGACAGCCACGAUUCUGCAUGGAAGUUGACACGUGUCACAGACAGCAUGCACGGGACAUACAGUACAGAGUGUAUGGCAAAAGCAUGAAAAGAGCAAUGCAAAACAGCGCCCUGUGUGCCGUUCGUCAUGCAGCGCAGCACUGAUAAUAGAGAAUGAAACAGGCCCUAAAGUACAACCUGGAUGAGUUAGCAAGCACAGUGCAAUAGCCUGUGGGUCUUGUCUAGGCAUCUUCAUGACUUCUGCAGCAAGCUAUUUCAUUAGUAAUGAUGUAUCUCGUAAGAAAUUACAAAGUACUGGUGGAGGAAAAUAAAAAAUAGAUAGAUAGGUGUUAUUAAAAACUGCCCCAGCAACAUUUUAUGCUCUGUGCAUGAACAGCUAUCUAGAAACAUCUGCUGGCGAGGGACUGAUUGGGUGAUGCCAACGGCAACCAAGCAGCCUUCAUUAACAUGCGUACCCCAUGUUCAUAGACACUAGAAAACCCCAGAGCUAAAAACUAAGCUGGUCCCAAUUAUCCAGAUUUCACUGACAAUUUGUGAAGACCUCAGGUUAGAAUCAGAGUAUUACUGCUCAGUGUAUAACAUACUAUGAGAUUCCAGCAUAAAGCGCAUUACUGACAUACACAGUGCUUGCUGACUUUGCACUUGUGCUUCCUAAUUGAGUCAUCCACAAAGUACUAUAGGGCGGUUGGACCCUGUUUUACAAACUUUUAUUUAAUUAAUUUUUUUUAAAAGCCUGUUUUGUUAUCUUAAAAAAAAAAAAAAAAAAAAAAAAAAAAAAAGGUUUGGUAUUUUUCUGUUUUUAUCUGUUUUUAAAAAAGAGUUUGGAGUUUAGUGCAGAAGUCUGCAAACAACGGAAUUAAAAACGUUUUGGGAAUAAUAUGCAUUUGCUUUAACGCCCCUCUCUCAUAAAAGUGCUGCACCAAAUAUACGCAACUUAAGUUCCAUUACUAUAUUUAAUAAUCUGCACAAUUUAUGUAUGACAUCUGGUCUUGUGUUUGCGCUUCAGUUACAAGCAUAUAUAAAAAAAAUAAAUUGCCAGAUAAUAUAGAUUUCUACGCAGCAGCUUAAAUUCUUAAUGGCGUGGUACCAACCAGUAUUGAUCCUGGUUCAGAUCUUGAUGUGACUGGUAAAUACCAUUCCGUAGGGUUAUUCUGGUCAGAUUGUUUAGUUUCAUGUAAUUUGAUUAGUGAAAUCAGGUUAAUGCCUGGUCUGAAUUUCUAAAAGACAUGCUUAUAAAUAAUUGUCAGCCCAGUUACCGUUCAUUUCUAUAACCCCUGAUUUAUAUUGCUAGCCCAGUUAAUAUAUUAUCUUUCAGGAAUGCAGUGUCCACAUCUUUAGUCAUAUACAGAAACUGUAUGAACACGCGAGAAAAAUUACUGUCUAAAAGUAAAGUUAGCGAGAGACGUUUGCAGGGGGUUAUUGUAAACUUUUAAUCAAUAAAAAGCUUUUUUUUUUAAUCAUUUGGAAAUAUAACAGAGCUUGUCUGCAGUGAGUGAUUCUGUAAGCAGACUCAGAAUGGAAAGAACAAUAUACAUUUUGCACACUAAUCAAGUCCCCUGACAUGCAAAAGUAAUCGUAGUUGAGUAAACGAAUAACCCUUAUAAUAAUUACAAAUUACCUUACAACCAACACGCAGCUAAACUAUGUACAUAUUGUAAAUACUAAAGAGCAUAUAUUUAAAUAUUUGUAUUUUAUGUAUUCAACAUAUACCUUAAGUUACAUGCCAGUUUUAGUUUCAAGGUGAUGCAUGCUAGUGGCAUUGAAGGUUCUGCAAACAUGACACAAACAAAAUCAGUUUUAUUUAAUUUAGUUGUUUCUUAGGAUAAUCAUAUAAUCCCAUUUAUUACUAUAGUGAUGCAAAGUGGAAAAAUGAAUUCCUAAAAAUAAUAAUAAUACUUAUUAUUUCAUUUUUAUCUUGCAGCUGUUGAAAGUAUAAAGGAUCUUCAACUUUCAUUUGACUUACAGUAAAAACUGAAAUACAGUCGAUGCUCUCCUUGACUAGCUCUAUAUAAGGACCAGCACAGAACUGUUACUACAGUCUUGCUACUGCCUGCUAUUUAAACCCAGUUCACUACAUUCUAACUGUGUUAGGCUUAAAUACAGGCUUAAACCCAUAAUUUACAAUGUGUGUAUUCUGGACACUGUAAUGGCGUGGUGGAAUUGUGAUGCCAAGUAAAAUAGUGUAUUCAGAUAUCUGGAUCUUGCGUUGCUGAAAUCUUACUCAACAUUGUCAGCCCAGCAACUCAGUCUAGGGUUAGGCUUGCUAUGUUGGUUUAGCUCUGCUAAAUUAACCCAAUGUUUUGAAAUUGUAAAAACUCUCAACACCAUGCUUAGUAGUUGAUUUUAAAAAGGCAAGACACACACACACACACACACACACACACACACACACACACACACACAC
Molecule: messenger RNA, 7615 nt
Organism: Polyodon spathula (Mississippi paddlefish)
Lineage: Eukaryota; Metazoa; Chordata; Actinopteri; Acipenseriformes; Polyodontidae
Product: rho guanine nucleotide exchange factor 9
Exons: 15
Coding region: 450-4271 (1273 amino acids)
Molecular function (GO): protein binding; guanyl-nucleotide exchange factor activity
Source: RefSeq, a predicted model, not a curated record